AUGACUGAUGCAAAAGACGGCAUUUCAUUGUUCGAUCACGCAUCUGGCACUGCUGCUGCUCUCGCUGACACUGCUCCUGCUCACCGCUCACAUUCAGUCAGGGACCACUUCCUCGCCAAAGACCCUACCACUCUCACUCUAGCCGACUUCGAGCAGCAGCUCCUAGCAGCAGAGAAGAACAUCCUCGCUGUAGGUGCUGCUCGUGGCACUCCUCGCACUCCCCUCUUUGAGGGGUGCUCCCCCUCCCCUCUUGCCCCCUCCUACGCCUCUGCUGCUGCUGCCGUCGACCUCCUCGGUGCUGAGAAGGUCGCAGCUGCUUCUGAUCAUAGUGGGAAGCGCAGCGGCACCAAGGGCGGCAAGGGUGGUAAGGGUGGUGGAGGUGGCGGUGGAGGGAGCGGUGGUGGAGGCGGCGGGGGUGGUGGAGGUGGUGGGGGUGGCCGUGGGGGUGGAGGCGGUGGGUGGGGCGGCGGUGGGACUGGGAGCAGUGGUGGAGGCAGCGGCGGGAGCGGGGGAGGAGGCAGCGGUAGUGGUGGCGGAGCAGCAGCAGCAGCAGCAGCAGCAGCAGCAGCAGCAGCAGCAGCAGCAGCAGCAGCAGCAGCAGCAGCAGCAGCAGCAGCAGCAGCAUCAGCAGCAGCAGCAGCCACAGCAGCAACAGCAGCGUCAGCGCCAGACCCCCACGUCUCAGCAGCUUCAUGA
Closterium sp. Yama58-4 is the source of this 696-nucleotide messenger RNA. The record is from the annotation of a GenBank genome assembly. Lineage: Eukaryota; Viridiplantae; Streptophyta; Zygnematophyceae; Desmidiales; Closteriaceae.